AUGUUCGCGCAGGGUACUCAAGUCAACAUCAUCGUCGGCUCUCAUGUCUGGGUCGAAGACCCCGACGUCGCCUGGAUUGAAGGCGAAGUCACGAAGAUCAACGGCCAGGAUAUUGAGGUCGAAGGAUCCAACGGCAAGAAGAUUACGGCUAAAUUGUCGAGUACAUACCCUAAAGACGAGGAUGCCCCGGCCGGAGGAGUCGACGAUAUGACAAAACUAUCGUAUCUACACGAGCCCGGAGUGUUACAGAACUUGGCAACAAGAUACCAACUCAAUGAAAUAUAUACAUACACAGGGAGCAUCCUUAUCGCCAUCAAUCCAUUCCAACGGCUUCCUCACUUGUAUGACGCGCACAUGAUGCAGCAAUACAAGGGUGCGCCGUUCGGAGAAUUGAGCCCUCAUGUUUUCGCUAUUGCUGACAUGUCUUACAGGGCAAUGGUAAAUGAGGGUAAAAGUAACUCGAUAUUAGUCAGCGGCGAAAGUGGCGCUGGUAAAACGGAAACUACUAAGAUGCUUAUGCGAUAUCUCGCGUAUUUAGGAGGCCGUAAAGCAACUGAAGGACGGACUGUCGAACAACAAGUUCUCGAGUCCAAUCCAGUACUCGAAGCGUUUGGCAAUGCGAAAACUGUAAGAAACAACAACUCAAGUCGUUUUGGUAAAUUCGUCGAAAUUCAAUUCGACAAGCAUGGACGAAUAUCGGGGGCAGCCAUUAGGACAUAUCUUCUCGAAAGAUCUCGUGUUUGUCAGGUUUCGGAUCCGGAAAGAAAUUAUCACUGUUUUUAUCUGCUUUGUGCAGCUCCUCAGGAGGAGAUUACCAAGUAUAAGUUAUCGAAUCCGAAGACAUUUCACUAUCUUAAUCAAUCGAAUUGUUACGAACUUGUUGGUGUGAACGAUGCUCACGAGUUUUUGGCAACGAGGAGAGCUAUGGACAUUGUCGGAAUAAGCCAAAAAGAGCAGGAUGCAAUUUUCAGAGUCGUCGCAGCUAUUCUUCAUAUCGGGAAUGUGGAUUUUAUGAAGGGAAAGGAAAUAGAUUCGUCGGUUCUAAAGGAUGACAAGUCGAAAUUCCAUCUUCAGACAGCUGCAGAGCUUCUGAUGUGCGACUCUUCUGCACUCGAAGAUGCGCUGCUGAAGCGUGUGAUGGUAACUCCCGAAGAAGUUAUCAAGAGAAGUCUCGAUCCCAAAAGCGCGACAGUUAGUCGCGAUGGAUUGGCUAAAACGAUAUACUCUCGCUUGUUUGAUUGGUUGGUUGAUAAAAUAAAUAACUCCAUCGGGCAAGAUCCAAACUCCAAAGUCCUAAUCGGAGUUCUCGAUAUUUAUGGUUUCGAAAGUUUUAAGAGCAAUAGUUUCGAACAAUUUUGCAUUAACUACACGAACGAAAAGCUACAACAACACUUCAAUCAGCACGUUUUCAAGAUGGAGCAAGAAGAAUACGAAAGAGAAGCGAUCGAUUGGAGCUACAUAGAAUUCGUGGACAAUCAAGAUGUCCUUGAUCUUAUCGAAAAGAAACCUGGGGGAAUCGUGACUCUUCUCGACGAGGCCUGUAUGUUCCCGAAGUCGACACACGAAACAUUUUCGCAGAAGCUUUACCAGACGUUUAAAAACCACAAACGUUUCAUCAAACCGAAGCUGUCUCGAACAGAUUUCACCAUUGCUCAUUAUGCCGGAGAGGUUAUGUACCAAUCCGACCAAUUUUUGGACAAGAACAAAGAUUACGUCGUGCCUGAACAUCAGGAUCUGCUAAAUGCCUCCAAAUGCUCGUUCGUCGCCGGACUAUUCCCUCCUCUCCCCGAAGAGACGAACAAAUCUUCGAAUAAGUCCUCAAAGUUUUCGUCGAUAGGUUCUCGUUUUAAGUUACAACUUCAACAACUCAUGGACACGCUAAACUCAACAGAGCCACAUUACAUUCGAUGUGUGAAGCCAAACAAUCUCCUCAAGCCCGGUAUAUUCGAGAACAACAAUAUCUUACAGCAACUACGGUGCGGCGGUGUUCUAGAGGCUAUUCGAAUCAGCUGUGCCGGAUAUCCUACUCGAAAGACGUUUUUCGAGUUCAUUAACCGGUUCGGUAUUCUUGCGCCGGAAGUCGUCGAGGGAAAUCUCGACGAAAAAACCGCAUGCAAAAAAAUUAUCGAGAAGAUGGGUCUAUCCGGCGCGCAGACGGGGAAAACGAAGGUGUUCUUGAGAGCAGGUCAGAUGGCUGAAUUAGACGCGCGGCGAGCGCUGAAACUCAGCAAUGCGGCGAAGACGAUACAGAGAAGAAUGAGAACUUAUAUCGCUCGAAAGUACUUCCACGCUUUGAUGAACGCAGCCGUUCGAAUGCAAUCAGCUUCUCGAGGAAGGCUUGCUUGCAAACGCUUCGACAAAUUGAAACGAGAGGCGGCUACUCUUAAAAUCCAGACGAAUUUGAGGCGGCAUUUGGCAAGGAAGAACUACUCGAUGCUCAAAUCUUCGGUCACCGUCUUGCAAACUGGAAUGCGAGCAAUGGCUGCUCACAACGCCUUCAGAUACCGGAAGCGAACGAGAGCUGCAACGACGAUACAGAGCCGGUGGCGAGGCCAUAGAGAUUACAAAUAUCACAAGAGCCUUAAAUGGGCAUCGGUUCGGACACAAUGCCGAUGGAGAGGACGGCUCGGAAGAAGAGAGCUUCGGAAAUUAAAAAUGGCUGCGAGAGAGACCGGCGCACUUAAGGAAGCGAAGGAUAAGCUCGAAAAGCAGGUCGAAGACCUGACGCUGCGCCUGCAGCUCGAGAAACGACGAAGGGCCGACUUGGAAGAGGAGAGGACGCAGGAAGUGGCGAAGCUGCAGAGUGCAGUCGAAGGUUUGCAGAGCAAACUCGACGAAGCGAACGCAUCGCUGAUUCAAGAGCGCGAGACGGCGCAGAAAGCGAUCCAAGAGGCUUCUGCAGUAGUUCACGAAACGCCGGUGCCUGUUGAGGAUACAGCAAAGAUCGAGGCUCUUACCGAAGAACUGGAGAAAACGAAGGAAUCGCUGGAAUCCGAAAAGCAACGCGCUGACGACGCGGAAAAAAGAUACGACGAAGCCAUGGAAUCGAGCGAGAUGAAGAAUCAAAAGCUCGAAGAAUCGGAAAGAAAAGUGAGUCAGCUUCAGGAAUCACUGAACAGGCUCGAGGAGAAGCUAACCAACGUCGAAUCGGAGAACAAAGUUCUUCGGCAGCAGGCUCUAGUAAUGGCACAGAACAACAAACUGUUAGCAUCCAGAAGCUCCAGAUCGCUUAUUCAGAGGACCGAAAGCACGAAAAGAUCGAUGGAGCUACACAGUCCGUCGAUGAACGCAAGAGAAUUAGAGCUCGACGAUCGCCCCCAAAAAUCACUAAACGAGAAGCAGCAAGAGUACCAAGACUUACUUAUCCGAUGCAUCGCGCAGCAUUUGGGAUUUACGAGAGGCAGACCUGUCGCGGCCUGCAUUAUAUACAAAUGUCUUCGCCAGUGGCACUCGUUCGAGGUCGAGAGGACAAGUAUUUUCGACAGGAUAAUACAAACUAUAGGCCACGCUAUCGAGACUGGCGACAACAACGAUCUCUUGGCGUAUUGGCUCUCCAACGCAUCGACGCUUCUUUUCCUGCUUCAACGUACUCUAAAAGCCGGGGUUGCGGCUGGCGCUACCCCGCAGCAUCGGCGAUCUACAUCAGCUACUAUUUUCGGGAGAAUGACAAUGAGUUUCCGCGGCGCACCUCAAGGGGUAAAUCUUUCUUUACUGAACGACGAUUCUGCCGGCACCUUGCGCCAAGUCGACGCCAAAUACCCUGCGCUGCUCUUCAAGCAACAACUGACUGCGUACGUAGAGAAAAUAUACGGAAUUAUUCGAGAUAACUUGAAAAGAGAGAUUUCUCCGCAGCUCGGGCUAUGCAUUCAGGCUCCGAGAAUAUCCAAAGCGAACCUGUCGAAAGGCGCGGCUCGCGUCUCAGCCAGCGCUGCUGCACAGGAGAUUUUGAUUGCUCACUGGCAAGGAAUCGUAAACAGCCUCGGGAAUUUCCUGAACAUUCUAAAAACAAACCAUGUGCCGUCAUUUUUGGUGAGGAAAGUCUUCACUCAAAUAUUUUCCUUCAUCAAUGUCCAGCUAUUCAACAGCCUUCUACUGAGGCGAGAAUGUUGCUCGUUCAGCAACGGGGAAUACGUGAAAGCUGGAUUAGCUGAACUCGAACACUGGUGUUACAAGGCAACUGACGAGUAUGCAGGAUCUGCUUGGGACGAGCUAAAGCAUAUUAGACAGGCGAUCGGGUUCCUGGUUAUACACCAGAAGCCAAAGAAGACACUUGAUGAAAUAAGCCAUGACCUCUGUCCUGCCCUAAGCAUUCAACAGCUCUAUCGAAUCAGCACGAUGUAUUGGGAUGACAAAUACGGCACGCAGAGCUUAUCGCCAGAUGUAAUAUCGAGGAUGAGGGUGUUGAUGACCGAGGAUUCGAACAAUGCUGUUAGCAGUUCGUUCCUUCUGGACGACGAUUCAAGCAUUCCCUUCUCAGUCGACGAUCUUUCCAAAUCAAUGGAACGGUUUGAUAUUUUGGACAUCGAACCUCCACCGCUCAUCCGAGAAAACUCCGGCUUCAGCUUUUUACUACCACAAGCUACAUGAUAAUUGGGACACAUUUAGGACAUCAAAUCCGGCAUUUUUGCUUCGAUUAAUACUUCAAGAACAACUCAAUCUCUUGAUUCUCAUCAGGUAUCUUAUAAUCCAUAUGUAAUUUAAAAAGUCUACGCCAUUCUCCCUUAU
Molecule: messenger RNA, 4725 nt
Organism: Andrographis paniculata
Lineage: Eukaryota; Viridiplantae; Streptophyta; Magnoliopsida; Lamiales; Acanthaceae
Product: myosin-11-like
Exons: 36
Coding region: 1-4587 (1528 amino acids)
Biological process (GO): actin filament organization; vesicle transport along actin filament
Cellular component (GO): cytoplasm; vesicle; actin cytoskeleton
Molecular function (GO): actin filament binding; microfilament motor activity; ATP binding
Source: RefSeq, a predicted model, not a curated record